AUGCCGCUUUAUUCGCAGCCGCUCUGCGCUCCCGACACCAAAGCACAAGUUUCCAAAGUUCAGCCGCUCAACGCAAAGCCCAGCCCGCACCGGGCUCCCAUCUGAGGUGAGCCUCGUUGCGUUGAUAUGGUAAUAUUUUCUGAAUGGCAUCGGACCGCCUUGGACCUGAAGACCAGCAGCUGCAUGCCGAUGACUGGUGAAGACACUGGUUUGGGGGCUUUGGCCUCACCGCUGGCGGGGUAUUUGGGAAAAGUCAGUGGAGCUUUAGCUUCCUCUCCUUGUUGUCACUUGCGCAAAGCUGAAUUUUGUUUGAAAAAACUACUGCUGUUGGGCAACAAAUUCAAACUAAGUUUUGCCACGUGCUUUCCAAAGGUUCAGGGAAGAGCUGCUUCACUGGAGUAUUGUCCUUGGUGCGCUUCAAAGGGCUUUUCUUAUGCUCUGCGCUCCUACCGUAUCAACCUGCAGGAGUCUAUCACCCUCUGCACAAACCCGCUGUGCCUUUUCCCGCUGGUCACCCGCCCCUUGGAGGAUGUCUUGGCUAGCUUGGAUCCGGUGGAGCCCACUGCGGGAAACAAAAGAAAAAUGUCCUCCGUACUGGAAACGGGAGAGCUGAUUAAACCGCCGCUCAAAUCCCUGCGAUUAAGUGAAGAUGAGGCUCCAGAGCCCGUCUGCCCAGCGGAGCGCGGCGCAGUGACCCUCACAGCCCCUGAGCCUGGAGGGGAAAAGGCUAACGGAUACCACAGCACCUCGCCGCACGCAGAGACGACAGGAUGGACGUCGCUGCAAGAUGAGGAUGUUGUCCAGCAGACGCCGUCAGACAGGGCUGCUGGUACAGCUGACCUUGCCCCGCCCACACGCUCCUCGCCAGUCGGGAACUUGUUGGGAGUUUUGUUAGCGACCGAUGAAGAGGAGCCCGCCCCCUCACCUGGUCUGUCGGAGACUGACCUCCCACAGAGGAACAGCACAGAAACAAUCAAGCAAACCGUGGACAAAUCACAGACCGCAGCCAUCAUGUGUAAAACCACAGACGACGUUAAGCCGGGGAGCCAGGAUCUGUCCCGCGUCUCAUCAGGAGAGCCGGAGGCGCUGGAAUCUGUCCCCGAGCAUCUGUUCUGGAGCAACACGCACAACCUGUGCUGGCUGGACUCCACGCUCGCCGUUUUGGUGAGCUGCAAGAGCCUAAAGCGUAAGCCUAACGAUGAGCCCCAGCGCUCGCCUGUGUGGCAGCUGAUUAAAGGACAUGAAGACAUUUGUGCUGCCGUCCAGGAGCACAAACGCACAGGCAGGGAUGGAGUUACACGGGUACCGAGUCAUGUGCUGCAGCAGGCCAACCUCGACCUGCAGACUCUCAGGAUGUCGGCCUUCCAACUACUGCAGCCCAAACUGCACUGCAAGCUUGGUCAAAGGGAGACUCCAGUGUUCGCCCUGCCGCUGCUGCUCUCAAUGGACCCGUGGCUGGAGCGUCUCUUCCAGCUGACUUUUCAGUGGGAAUUCAAGUGCACCAAAUGCAAAGUCACCACAAGAGAAAACGUUACAAAGAUUCUCCCCACCUUCACAAAUAUUGUGCCUGACUGGCAGCCUCUGCAUGCUGUUCAUUUUGGGCCCUGCAACAUGUGCAGCAAGAAGAAUCAGAGGAGGACCAUGCUGUUGGACAGGGUUCCUGCAGUGUUCGCGCUGCAUUUUGUGGAGGGGCUUCCUGACAACGAUGUCAGCAUGUACGCCUUCGACUUCAAAGGGAAACACUACGCCGUCAGCGCCGUCAUACAGUACCGAAAACAACUGAGGCACUUCUCGCUCUGGCUUUCUAAUGGAGACGGUUCGUGGCUGGAAUAUGACGACCUACAACACCCGUACUGCAAGACCCAUCCAGGGCUUGAGCUCCCAGCUGAUGAGAUGCAUGUCGUCUUCUGGGAGGAAGAGGAGUCUGAGCCCUCUGCCUGCUCUCCCUCCACUACUUUUGUUGAGUCCCCCCCUCUUGAAAAGCAGGGUGUCCGCAGUUUAGGGGACAGAGCAGGAGAACCUUUGGCUCCGGGUUUAGAUGGGUCCCUGCUGAUGACUCACGAGGACACAGACAUCGUCUGUGCGUUCUCGGAGGAGGACACGGCGCUCACAGCCGGCGUGGACACGUCGAUAGGGGCCACGACGCUGCUCGACACCUUUGAAGGCCUCAGUCCCAAUGACAUCAUCACACUCACUCUAGUAGAACUGAACGCAGAUUGUGACACGCCCGCUCUGCCAGAGGACCAGCAAACUCAGGACCAGCGUCCCUCCACGAGGGCGGACCAGGCGAGCGCCGCCCCCGAUGGCCCCGCCCCCGAUGGCCCCGCCCCCGAUGGCCCCGCCCCCGCCGCAGGGAGUCACGCAGGUCCCCCAGAUCCCGCCCCGCCUCCCGCCACCCCCAGCUCAUCAGACACACACCCAAAGGAGAACUCCUCCGGUGGUCCGGCGUGUGUGCCCGCCGCCGCCAGCGGGCGUGGGAAAGGACGGGGUCCAGGGAAGGCGGUCCGUAGGCCGCGAGGUAAAAAGGCGGCCUCAUCAAAAGCGGCUUCACGCGCCUCGCCGCCCACGCGCUCCGAGCCCUCUGAAGCAGCCGCCGACAAAUCUGCCGGGAAGGACAACGUGCCCCCCGCCGCCGCCACGCAGCCGGCCUCCCCCGUGUCUUCCAGCAACACCUCACCACUGUCCAGCAGCCAGACAGGCCCCGCCCAGGAAACCCCGGUCAGCCAGGACACUCACUGGAGUUUCCGGCUGAGCAGACACCCGCUCGGCCAAGGCCAGAGGUCCCUCCCCAGUGUGGCACCCACCCACAGACCGCCCCCAAACGCCCAAACGAAGUCCCCCGACCCCGUUCACUCCACCCCCAACCUCGUGAGAAGGCCGCCGCUAGCUGUGGGACUGCCCAGUCCUCAGCUCAGCACGGAUGAGAGCGGCGGCUUCCCGCCCAAAGCUGCAGAAAUGUACGGAGGCUUUGCUACCAAGAGCGCACCCACCCCGGGUCUGCCGCUGCCCCCUGCCCCCCCCAGAGCCAAAUCAAAAGAGUUUCACUCCAUGCCUUCCAACCACCAAACACACACCACAGUCAUCUCAACUACGUCUCCCCCAGCAACUGGGGCUAAGCAGGGCUCUGAAAUCCUCUCAUCAAUGAAACACAGCAGCCAGUCCUCCAAAGCGCUCCCAGGUCCCGGUGACACUGAAGCCCUCAGGUACAAACUCAUAAAGAAACUAAAAGCUAAGAAGAAGAAGCUUGCAAAGCUAAACAACCUACUGGGUUGCAAGGGGGACGCGAGUGUCCAAUCAAACGGCGCCAGCCAGAGCUCUCCUGGAACUGUGACCUCCAGCACUUACGACGGCUCCACCUGUGACGACUUCCUCUCCGACCUGCUCUCGCCAACAACAACCACAGCCAGCAGCCUGUCUCCAGACAGCACCGACUUCCUGGAGAUGCUCACCAGCGGGCAAGACGGAGUUGACCGGUUUGACUGCAGGGUCCCUGCUGCUGGUUCCGCGUCCCAAAAUAACUCUGGUGCAGACAGACCCAACACCGAAAACUUCCUCGAAGAGUUUUUCUCACAGUGCUUUGAAAGCAGCUGA
Messenger RNA from Menidia menidia (Atlantic silverside), 3591 nucleotides. NCBI's taxonomy places the organism in Eukaryota, Metazoa, Chordata, Actinopteri, Atheriniformes, Atherinopsidae. The record is from the annotation of a GenBank genome assembly.